AUGAGUUCAGUAGUAAAGAGCAUCUUGAAAGGAUUAAGAUUCAUAGCACAAUUAUUUGAGUCAAAAGAAGAACCAGAAAUGCAAAUUGGUCUUCCCAUAGAUGUAAAGCACGUCUCUCACAUUGGAUUGGAUGGUUCAUCCGCCAAUGAGCCAGAGAAUUAUAAUUUCAUUUUCAUUAACUUGCAAAGAAACCAGAAGUCAAAUCUUAGUAUUGAGUCAUCCUCUCAGGAUUCCACUGGCAAUCUGAAACAAUCUGUUAGAACCCACGUGUACAUUACAUGCAAGAGAAAGGAAGGAACAAGAGUUAGAACAGGUGGUAGCAAGGGAUUGGAGCAAGCAGAACAGUCAGCAAUUACUUUGUGGCAAAGUCAAUCUAAAGAAGAAAAGCAACGUGGCACAAUAUUGGAAGAGAGACAGUUGGCAAAUGAUAGAGAGAAGGUAGAAAGUGGAGUAGAGGAAAAGGAGGAAAAAAAGGAAGCUGGUACAGAAGGUUGA
Messenger RNA from Mangifera indica (mango), 495 nucleotides. Its product is annotated as CRIB domain-containing protein RIC5-like. NCBI's taxonomy places the organism in Eukaryota, Viridiplantae, Streptophyta, Magnoliopsida, Sapindales, Anacardiaceae. The coding region runs from base 1 to 495 and encodes 164 amino acids. The transcript has 3 exons. The record is from RefSeq and is a predicted model, not a curated record.